AUGGACGAUAAUGUUACAGUGGCGACACGGCAGAAGAAAGGCAGCGUGACGAGUGUUAAGUAUCCCGCAUUUCACUCUCCAUCUCCGUUGGAAUCAGCAGCGUCUCCGUUGAAAUUGUUCGUGAGCAUGGUCAAUCUUUCCGGUCUGCUCUUCGCCGUUGCAGCAUCAGCAACGACUAUAUCUCAGAUCACUGGCAAUAGAUUCCAAUCUCCAUUGAAUGGCACAGCUGUGACGAAUGUCACCGGCCUCGUUAUAGCUAAAGCCCCUAACGGGUUCUGGCUGAGAAGUACCACACCAGAUUCAGAUGAGCGCACCUCCGAGAGGACUGCGAACCUUACUGUCGGAGACAUCAUCACACUCGAUGGCCGUAUCACUGAGUAUAGAAGCUCUAGCACUUAUCUCUACCUCACCGAGCUCGACAGCCCUAGCAAUAUUCAUGUGACGUCGAGGAACAACGCCGUGGUGCCUUUGGUCGUUGGUCGUCCUGGUCCAGCUGCUGCACCUCUACCUCCUUCGCCGCCUCCGCCUCCGCCACCUGGCAAUGGACCUGCUCCUCCGCCUCGUCCAUCUUCGCCUGCUAUCGGGCUGGGGGAGCCCGUCAAGCGUACGAAUCUACGGCCCCCAACUGAGGAAUUCAGCGGCCUGGACAACGGCGAUGUCUUCGGUGUGCCUAACGAUGUAUCACGUAUCUCAGCGGUAAACCCUGCUCUCGAACCGAGAAGACCAGCGGACACCUUUGGCGACCAGUGGAUCUAUGGCGAUUGGCGCAUCUCCGGCCGCAACUCUCGUGGUGGCCUCACCGUCAGAGGCAGUGACUCGAACCCCGAAUCUCUCAUCGUCGGCACUCCUCUGGAUGGUACCCGCAACGUCAACACCACGAAGCUGGGUGACGAACUCAACGAUGUCACUGGUACCAUUCAGUACACGUUCGGCUUCUACAAUCUGCUCCCACUCACGGGACUAAUCAUAAAGAAGUCGAUACAGCCAGAGAUUCGUAUAUGGUUACGAUCACCCGAUAGUAACCGUAAGCACUACCGCUUACGCUUACUCGAGCACAAAGGCAAGUACGCUACUUACUUAAGGGUCUAG
Messenger RNA from Recurvomyces mirabilis, 1089 nucleotides. RefSeq lists its product as uncharacterized. NCBI's taxonomy places the organism in Eukaryota, Fungi, Ascomycota, Dothideomycetes, Mycosphaerellales, Teratosphaeriaceae. The record is from RefSeq and is a predicted model, not a curated record. The transcript has 4 exons. The coding region runs from base 1 to 1089 and encodes 362 amino acids.